Molecule: messenger RNA, 367 nt
Organism: Centruroides sculpturatus (bark scorpion)
Lineage: Eukaryota; Metazoa; Arthropoda; Arachnida; Scorpiones; Buthidae
Exons: 9
Coding region: 8-367 (119 amino acids)
Source: RefSeq, a predicted model, not a curated record
UUUAUUAAUGAUCGUCAUGAAGAAGACAUUUGCCAUAUGCUUUCUCUUUGCUUUUCUCGCUUCAUGUUUUUAUUGCGCUGGCACUAUAGAUAUGAAUGAAUUGAUGGCUGACGGCCAAGUAGCUAUUAAAAAAUGCUGUGGAGCAGAAGUAAAUGAAGAAGACUUUAAAAAAGAGUAUAAAAAGUGUACUGAGACCGAGUUUAAUCUGAAAUAUACCUUUAAACCAGAGUGCCUGGAAAACCUCACUAAAGUGGAAAAAAUCUUCGAUGAGGAGUGUACACUCACUAAAAAAAACUGCAGAGAGGAGGUAGUUGACUUCGGCAGAAAAAAUGGAGGGCAUCUUCUGCCAUGUAUCGCACCAAAGUAA